AUGCGUUCUCGACCUGCUUGCGGACCUUUUGUCAAUUUAUACAUUGGUAUCAGAGUUUGGCAACAUCGCUCACCUUUUAUUGUUCAAAUUAGUGGUGCAAUUGCCUCAGCCUUCGGUGUUUCCACCGCGAUUUUCGCUGUUUUCUUCUUUGGCGAGGUCCCCCGUGUCCGAAAGGAUAUCUUGAUGAAGAUUCCCAUCAUUGGUGGAUACUGGGAACGAAGCAUCCCUCCUGAAGAUAACCGGUAUUUCUCCUCAGGGGAGUAG
Molecule: messenger RNA, 264 nt
Organism: Paracoccidioides brasiliensis Pb18
Exons: 2
Coding region: 1-264 (87 amino acids)
Biological process (GO): mitochondrial electron transport, ubiquinol to cytochrome c
Source: RefSeq, a predicted model, not a curated record